AUGUACUGUGUCCAGUUCUGGGGUCCUCAGCACAGGAAGGACAUGGACCUUGCUGGAGUGAGACCAGAGGAUGACACGAAGAUGCUCAGAGGGCUGGAGCAUCUCUGCUAUGGAGAUGGGCUGGGACAACUGGGGCUUAGCCUGGAGAAGAGAAGACACCGGAGAGACCAGUUUGUGGCCUUCCAGUACCUAAAGGAGGCUAUGAGAGUGUUUAUUUUCAGUAUUAGGAAGAAAUUCUUUAAUGUGCAAGAGACAAAUCCCACUACUGGAAGUCUUGAAGUCAUCUCUGUUGCAGAAGAUGAACCUCCAGCACCACAAAUUCAGUUUACCUUCAAAAGAUUUUUCUUCAUACCACAAGCCAGAGUGGACGCCAGUGCAGAUGGACCUGGAGAUAUCGAACCACCUUCGAUGUGCCAUGCUUUUGCCUCCCUAAAAUACUUUCCAUAUAUCUGUGGUUUGUUCCUUGCAGUAAUCCUAGCAGCUGCCAUUGGCCUGGGUGUCCAAUACAACUGCAUUGGGAAGUUUCGCUGUCGAUCGUCCUUUAAGUGUAUCCAGAAAUCAGCCAGGUGCAAUGGUGUCUUCAACUGCAAAGAAGGGGAGGAUGAGUACAGAUGUGUCAGGUUGAGUGGCAAGAAGGCAGUGCUGCAAGUGUUCACUUCUGGAUCCUGGAGAACAGUCUGCUCUGACGACUGGAGAGCAGAGUAUGGAAAUACUACCUGCAAACACCUGGGGUUCUCAAGUUACGUGAGUUCAGGUUACCUGCCCGUGGCAGCAGUCGAAAAGCAGUUUCAAAGACAUUUUGUAUCCCUCAGCCAAUGGUUUUCAGCUGAUCAAGUGACAUCCCUGCACAAUGCAACAAACCUCAGAGAAGAGUGCACUUCUGGCAAUGUGAUCAUCUUAAAAUGCUUGGCGUGCGGGACACGGGCCAGCUACGGGCCGCGGAUCGUGGGGGGCAACGCGUCGUCCCCCCGGCAGUGGCCCUGGCAGGUCAGCCUGCAGUUCCAGGGGCACCACCUCUGCGGGGGCUCCGUCAUCACCCCGCGCUGGAUCCUCACAGCCGCCCACUGCGUCUACGACCUGUACUUGCCGAGCUCAUGGAGCGUGCAGGUCGGUUUUGUGACUCAGCAAGACACCCAGGUUCACCCCUAUUCAGUGGAAAAAAUCAUAUACCAUCGAAAUUAUAAACCCAAGACAAUGGGAAAUGAUAUAGCCCUGAUGAAACUGGCAACACCACUUGCUCUCAAUGGUCACAUAGAACCAAUUUGUCUGCCUAAUUAUGGUGAACAUUUCCCAGCAGGGAAAAUGUGUUGGGUAUCAGGAUGGGGAGCAACUGUGGAAGGAGGUGAUACAUCUGACACCAUGAAUUAUGCAGGUGUUCCUCUGAUCUCUAAUGCAAUUUGCAAUCACAGGGAUGUCUACGGUGGGAUCAUAACUUCUUCAAUGCUCUGUGCUGGUUUCCUAAAGGGAGGGGUGGACACCUGCCAGGGAGACAGUGGGGGCCCUUUAGCAUGUGAAGAUAUGAGUAUCUGGAAGUUGGUGGGGACCACCAGUUUCGGAGUGGGCUGUGCAGAAAAGAACAAGCCGGGUGUCUACAGCCGAACCACUUCCUUCCUGGACUGGAUACAUGAACAGAUGGAGAGAGAAGAACUGCAGACCUGAGGAGAGUGACGACGUUCAGGGCUCCUGAAAACCCACACCAUGCUCCAGCCCCAUGGACGGACCCACCUCACUCCUCUGGUCACCUGCUCUGAGCUUCGGACCUUCACAGAAUGCUUUUUACCAUUUAUUUUUGGUACUGGCAACUGUACUUGAUGCAGGCUGUUGCACACUCAGCCUCUUCUGGAUGGAAGAAGCAGUAGGAUGAUGGAUGGCAAGCAUGUGUGUUUACUGUCAGCUACAAAUUUCACAUGUAGAAAAAAAGCUAAGGCUGAUAACCCAGGAUGCUGUCACGAUAAAGUUUUGCAGGCACCAUGAGCAAAGGACUAGAGCAACUUCAGAUCAGGUUGCAAGAUAUUAUUUUAGCACUUACCUUCCAAGAUCUGAACCACAAAAAGAAUUUUUCCUCCUGGCAGUUUUCAAAUAUAAGAUCCAUGCUCUGUUGCACAGGCAGCAGCAGCUUUCUUGGAAGCCAGGAAACAAGCAGGAAGCAGGCAGUUGGUAAUUUUGGCAAGUAUGUUCAACUCCUGUUAGAAAAAAAAUCUCAAAAUUCAAAUAUUUUAUCACGUGGCUGUGAACAAAGUCCCUAAAAAUUGAAUCUUAUGUGCUUUCCUGUGGUAAAGAGCUCUGAAAUGACCAACACACAAGUUGUAACUUUACUGAAAAAAUUCUGAACUUACUGAACAGUCUUAAAGGGAAGAGUAGCUUCUUUAUGGCCUUUUAAUAGGCUGGAGAGCCAAAAUCAUCCCUCUAACUAUGGUGCACCAUGUAGUGCAAUAGCCACUGAACAUUCCCAAGCUAAGCACCACAUAGUACCAUCACCAAGGCUCUCACACUCAGUCACCUUCCCUGCUUUCCCUCCCUUUCUCUGCUGAUGAGACAAUAUAGAUCCCUCAGUCUUUGUAUCUAUUAAUGACAUCAGUGUGUGGAUGGACUGAUGGCAGCCAGGCAAGGGACAAAACAUCUGAAGUGCUGCUGUGGUUUCCUGAUCUCAGUUUUAAUAUAACAGUCUCCUGUUAUUAGGCUGGGAAAUCUCUGGUUGUUCUGUGCUUGCCCUUUGUGAAAAUCCUGGGAUGAAAGUUGUUAAUUUUGGAAUUGAUCGCCGGGGCUGAGGUAGGAUGAAUAAUUGAUAAUAUUGUCAGAGCUUUUCAAUAUCAGCCAAAGGUGAUCUUAUCAUCUGAUCAUCAAGCUGAUGAUCUGCUUGAAAUGUGGUUUUGGAUGUACUCUGUAUGCUUCUAAAUCACCACUGCUGCAAGAAAACACCAGCAGAAUCAGAACUUCAUUCUCACAGCAACAUGUCGGGUCAGAAUUGAGAAAGAACAGCAAACCCACAUGAACUGUCAACCUCCACGUUGUUCCGUGGAUACAAACUCUGACAUCACAGGACACUGCAUCAAAAGUUUUCGCCCUGGCUAAAGAAACUGCAGUACAGUGGAAACAGCACUUCCCAAACCAGCAUGUUGUUAAAAAGAAGAGGGAAGCAUUACUGCAAAACUGACCCAGAAACUGGAAUUAAUUUCAACUUGACAGAACCAUGGCAGAAUUAAAACAAAACUCUGAGACAUUUUCAGACGAGUUUUAAUGUUCACUGCUUGUUAUCACGACAUUUUCACAUCCCAACAUGGCUCAUGUCUUAACACUAUCAGCAGUCUGGAGAUGAGGGCACUGCUCUCGGAGCUGACAGGGUUGUUAUUUCAUAGUUCUGAAAGGACCCCUGAAAAUUCCUUUCGAACUCCUCUAUUUCCAUAAAAAUACUGUAUGAUAAGUAUCCAUUGUGGUCUGCUUUUUUUAUUAAAGAGAAAUCCAAUGUAAAAUGUAGAAAGCUACUGAACUCUUCCCAAUAAGAAGUUGCAUUGACCCUGAGACCAGUGACAGUCAGUUAUGGGUAGAGACAGCCCAGUGAGCCUGUGAAUCUUCCCUCUGAUUUCUGUUAGGUCCCUUGCUGUGAUGUCUUACUUAUGCAUAGGCAUGAUUUAAUAUCAUAGAAUGGUUUAGGUUGGAAGGGACCUUAAAUAUCAUCUAGCUCCAACCCCCUUAUCAUAUAAAAGAGUUACUCUGCAAAGCUGGAUUUUCCUCCCUACUUUAUGUCAUUAACAUGCAUGCCAAAGGUUUUGAAAUAAAUAUAAUCACAAUAUUA
Messenger RNA from Pseudopipra pipra, 3793 nucleotides. RefSeq names its product transmembrane serine protease 3 (gene TMPRSS3). NCBI's taxonomy places the organism in Eukaryota, Metazoa, Chordata, Aves, Passeriformes, Pipridae. The coding region runs from base 1 to 1659 and encodes 552 amino acids. The transcript is spliced from 13 exons. Gene Ontology annotation, molecular function: serine-type endopeptidase activity; protein binding. Gene Ontology annotation, cellular component: membrane. Gene Ontology annotation, biological process: proteolysis. The record is from RefSeq and is a predicted model, not a curated record.